Molecule: messenger RNA, 852 nt
Organism: Knipowitschia caucasica
Lineage: Eukaryota; Metazoa; Chordata; Actinopteri; Gobiiformes; Gobiidae
Source: the annotation of a GenBank genome assembly
AUGCCUAGGAAAGAUCCUCAAGCCGGCAAAAAAACGGAGGAAAGUUUGGCUACUCACGGAGCUAACUUAGCUGGAGAUGCUACCAUCGGUCUCAGCACAGAACUCAUUGCUUUGCUCGACCAACACAGAGCGUCCAUAGCCGCCGAUUUCAAAGCUUCAUCAGAGGUAAUCAACAACAAGCUGGACAAGAUUCAAGCCGAGGUUGUGAAUCAGGAAGGUCGUAUUGGAGAUUUAGAAACUAAUGCGGAGGAAGUUAGCCAGCGCUUAGCAUCACUGGAAGCUACAUGCGUGUCAAUACAUGAAGAGAACAAACUUUUGAAAAACAAGCUUUCUGACUUAGAAGGAAGAAGCAGAAGACAGAAUGUCCGAAUGGUGGGCUUACCAGAAUCAUUGGAACUUGGUCCACGGCCUACAGAAUUCGUGUCUCAGCUGCUUGUGGAUGUCUUCGGAGCUCAGACCCUGUCAACUCUCCCGGAGCUGGACAGAGCCCACAGGAGCCUGCUGCCCAAGCCAGGUCUGAAUGAAAAGCCACGCACGAUCAUCAUACGCUUCCACCGCUUUCAGACCAAGGAUUUGGUUAUGAGAGAGGUACGGAGACGCCGUGGGACUCUGGAGUUCCGCGGACACAAGCUUCAGUUCUACGAAGAUUACACCGCUGAGGUCCAGAAACAGCGAGUCCAAUACAGAGACGCUAUGGCCGAACUAUUUAAUAGGGGUUUCCGUCCUUCGCUGCUUUUUCCAGCCAAGCUCCGGAUCACCCUUCCAGAUGGUAGAAAUCGGUGGCUGGGAUCGGUUUCUGAGGCCACCCGCUUCAUCCAAUCCACAAAGGAAGACGCGGGUCCCUCGCCCUGA